Molecule: messenger RNA, 291 nt
Organism: Spirometra erinaceieuropaei
Lineage: Eukaryota; Metazoa; Platyhelminthes; Cestoda; Diphyllobothriidea; Diphyllobothriidae
Source: the annotation of a GenBank genome assembly
AUGAUGGCUCAAGUCGCGGACAGUGGGACGGUCUCAGAAGCAUGCGUAGUGGCCAACGAAGUGAAGCAGAGCUGCGUCCUCGAUCUCACCCUCUUCAGCCUCAUGUUUUCUGCCAUACUGAUGAACGCCUACCGCGACGAGCGCACCGGGACCCGCAUCCCCUACGCAACCGAUGUUCAUCUCAAUAGCCGGCGUAGGCGUCUCUCCACGCCUACUGCCUACGAUACCCUCUUCGCGGACGACUGCGUGCCCAACACCGCGACAGAAGCUGACAUGUAUCGCGGCGGCUAA